Messenger RNA from Pyrenophora tritici-repentis Pt-1C-BFP, 1011 nucleotides. Its product is annotated as Telomere-Sde2 multi-domain protein. The record is from RefSeq and is a predicted model, not a curated record. NCBI's taxonomy places the organism in Eukaryota, Fungi, Ascomycota, Dothideomycetes, Pleosporales, Pleosporaceae. Gene Ontology annotation, cellular component: nucleus.
ACGCGCAACCGCAAUCUUUAAAAACACACAAUCUACUGGGUUCCAAUCUCGCCCUUGUACCCAACAACCGCAAUCAUGGACACCACCACACAGUCGCCCAUUACCGUAAUCGUCAAUAGCAUCCGCGGGCAAAACAUCGCGUUCGCUACAGAGAAGGAUGCACCUCUCACUUCCAUCUACGACACACUCUACGAACGCGCACCUUGGAUACAAAACUCAUCCUACAUCCUCACCACCAACUCGCGUCGAUCAGUCCGCCAUGACACAACACCCAUCUCAUCACUGCUUUCUUCGCCGGCAGACACAUUUCUCUCCCUGCGUCUGACUGUACCGUUAUGUGGUGGCAAAGGUGGUUUUGGAUCGAUUUUGCGCGCCCAGGGUGGUCGCAUGUCCUCGCGCAAGAAGAAGCAAGGCGAUGCAAAUGGCUCGUCUCGCAACCUGGACGGACGACGCCUGCGCACAGUCACCGAAGCCAAGAUACUCGCUGAGUACCUAGCCAUCAAGCCGGAGAUGGAGCAGCGAGAAAAAGACGAGCGUAGGAAGAAGUGGGAGGAUAUCGUCGAAAGCACCGAGCGAAAGCAGGAUGAGCUCAUGAACAGCAGAGGCACAGCACGUCUAGAUGGAAAAUGGGUAGAGGACAAAGAGGAAGCGGAGAACAAGACACGAGAGGCUAUCGAGAAGAUGCUCAUGGCACAGCGGGAAAGCUCAGAGGAAGAUGAAGACGAUGUCCAGCCGACUGCUUCUGCAUCAAAGCCAGUGCAGCAGCGGGCUAUGUUCGGCUGGGAUGACGAAGACGAUGAAUUUAUGAGUGACAGUGAAGAAGAGGACGAAGUUUCUGAAGAGGAUGCCCAACCCGUUGUUGAGGGCAAAGGAAAAGCAAGGGCCACUUGAGGUUAUCCGGAUAAGCUUGGGACUGGAUAUGAGGCGGUUUGAUCAUUAGCAGCAUGCACGGGCGUUAAGGUGACUUUUUGAGCCAUACAUAGAUACCCAAUACCACAGUAAUCUUCUCAU